Entamoeba invadens IP1 is the source of this 5943-nucleotide messenger RNA. RefSeq names its product protein serine/threonine kinase, putative. The record is from RefSeq and is a predicted model, not a curated record. Gene Ontology annotation, molecular function: ATP binding; protein kinase activity. NCBI's taxonomy places the organism in Eukaryota, Evosea, Mastigamoebida, Endamoebidae. The transcript is spliced from 2 exons. Gene Ontology annotation, biological process: protein phosphorylation. Bases 1 to 5943 code for a protein of 1980 amino acids.
AUGAUCACAACGCUAAUCAUUUUGGUACACUUUGUUUCGACAAAGUGUUACGCGGACGUCGCAAAAGUGCCCGUUGAGUCACUUACAAGUCUCAAACAAAACGACGAGUGGAUGACCAUUACGAACAACAUCUCAUGUAAUCAAGUCAACACAAUCACGGGGGUUCGCGUCAAACUUUUAAGCGGGACGAUCGACUUAACUUGCGUCAAAGAAGUCUCCUUUCUUGCUUUAUACAUAUCGGAAGACGCGGCGUUGAGGUGCGGGGAAGAGAUACUUUUUAUGGAUAGUCCCGUCAUAUCGAUAUAUGGGAAAUUGGAGGCAAAUAACAUUACUAUAGAGAAUGGAGCGAGUCUGAUAUUUUACAUCUCCACUCAUAUGAAUGCCAUAAGUGUAAAAUCGAGUGCAACGUUAUUGGUCAAAGGUGGGUCUAACGUGACAAUCAAUGCGUUUCUGUAUAAUGCGUUGAAGCCAGUUGUCAUAUGUGAGGGGUGUAUAUUCAACACAAAGACUUUUUUAUAUUUGGACGACACGGAAAGUGGAGGGGGCGCUCUUGAAUUUGGGGAGAACUCGAUCAUCACAAUUGAACAAAUAGUGUUGAGUGCACAACAAGUUCUGACACUCGGCAAAAACAUGGUGUUUUCUUUUCAACAUUUUGUUGUGAGGAGUCAAGCGUCACUCAUUGCGAAAGACAACGUCUCGUUUCUCGGAGGUGACAAUUCGACGUUUGUAAGUCAUUCGAAUGCUACAAAUUUGUUUGGGAAGAACAACACUAUACGAACGACGAGUAUUACGAUUGGAGGGGAUAGUGAAGGUAUUAAAAUGGUUGGAUCAAAUGAAGCCAUGGAUUAUACUAUUUUGAAUAUACAACAGUCAACAAUCGAAUGUAACGAUUUUAGAGUGGUAAACUCAUAUAUUGAUUUCACAGUGCAGAACCACAUCACCGUUUCAAACGUGUUUCAAGUCGAGUCGUCUCAAAUCAACUUUCAAACGAAAAACACACUGAGUGCGUCAAAAGUGAUUGUCGAUAAUUCAAAUAUUACAACGUUCAAAGACAACACGAUUAGAGGAGAGGAAGUCUUGUUUUCGAAUACCCCAAUGGUCUAUUUGAACACUUCAAAUAUUUUGAAAGCGUCGAAAAUCGAAACGACAUUCUCUUCAGUGUAUGUCGAUACAAACAACACAAUAGAAACAGUGGCUCUAAAAUUGUAUAUGACAGAAUUCAAAUUGUACGAUUUAAAUACACUCAAAGCAACAAAUUGUACAUUGGAUAAAGUUGAGUUUUUUGCAAAUCGAAGUAACACGAUUGUUAUUGAUCAAUAUUUGGAUUUGAUGGGUGACUCAUUCUUUCUUAAUGCUAACAACACACUUGAAGCUAAUGUUGUCACGACGGGCAUUCGGCUCACACUCACAAUUGAAUUUGGGAAUGUCAUUACCACGAAGUCAUUUGUUUCGAGCUCGAAAACGACGAUCGUGGAUGGAAAUAGCGUGUCUUCGGAACACUUUGAGAUAGCUCAAGAGGUCUUGCGGAUCAACGAAAACAACACAUUUGUCCUCAAACAAUUUGUGAUGACAUCACCGUCGACAUUUUUCACACGAGCAUUCAAUUCGUUUGAAGGUGAUAUUGUUCGUCUGGAUGGGAUAUAUAUGUCAUCAUCGAGUGACUUGUUUUGGAACUUCACACGAAUGGAAAUUGGCGGGUUCAAUUCCAAAGUUGACUUUACUUAUAAUGAUAUUGUUAACAUCACAAACAUCAUAUUGUAUGACACUUCCACAUUAACAUUUUCUCUUGUGCAGUCGAUAUACACCAACUUGUUUCUCUAUGCGUACUCGAACGUGAUAAUAAACACCGACUGCAAUAUUUAUGGGUCGAUUCUGACAUCACAAAAUUACACACGAGAAAAUCAACAAACUCUGACUUACGUCUCGCAUUUCCAGAAUACCGGAGACUUCGAAAAUGUUACUAUUGGCGGGUUUGAAUCAUUUUCAUUUGGUAGUUCGUCGAAUGUCACAAUCAAAAAUCUUCACAUUAUCGCGGGUGGGGGAGUCUACAUUUACGGAGAAACAAAUGUGUAUAUCGAGAAUUUGGUGAUUGAUAACAAACUUGAUAAUGGCAAUAUCGCCCCAAGUAAUUCGGUGUUGUUGUCCAUCGAAUCGAACGCACGUGUAACGAUUGAAAAACUGGACCAACGCCUCCAAGUUGAUAUUGAAAGAAAUGGCGACGGACAAAUCUUCAUAGUCGACUGCAUCAAUUUAAAUGUCUUCAACUUCUCUGGACUCCCCACCCCAGAAAUUCCCAUUUUGAACUUUUUGAAGGAGAAAGUCCCAGACAAGAACAUCUUUAGUUACUCGGAGAUACAAAACUGCUUCGACGCGGCCGUGUUUGCAGAGCCGAAUUAUGAGUCGGAGUUAUUCAAGACGAUGCGAGUCGACGAUGUGUUGAUUCGAAUGUGUCCGCCAAAUAUGAUGGAUUACAAACUGACGUGUUUGAUGUCUGGCAAUGUGAUGAAAGAUUAUACAUAUGGCGACGACGACUUUUCGUUCACACAAAUCAACUGCCCGUGUAAUCGGACGAUCAACAGUCGAUGCGCCAUUCAACUCCUCAACAAAGAGUCUGAAAUCACUGUUGAUACUCCAAAUAUCAAUGCCGCGUUCCUUCAGCCAAUGAAGUCACUUGUUAUCAAUGAAGGAGUUGAAGUUACUGGGGUCGUCGAAGGCUUUUUCAAAGAACUCCGACAUUCUGAUGUUGUUAUUCACAAUGUUCGAGAAGUCAAUGAGUCGGAUUACUUCAAUGAAGUCAUACAAGUCAAGUUUGAGAGUGACGGGCUGACUUAUACUGUCCCAGAAACUGCAAAUGAAGGACUUCGGAUGGGGUUACAGCCAAAUAGUCGAACUUUUAAGAUCAGGACUAACGCCAAAAUAGUGUAUUUUUCAAUGGAUCCAGAAGAUCCUUCACGGAAAACCUCAUUAAACGAUUUGAGAAGAAAACACGCAGUGCAAAAAGACGUUUUGCAGGUUGAGAAAACGUUGGACGGAAUUUCUAUCAAUUCGAACAGCCAGUCACAUUUUAUAUAUUUUAAGACAUCCCCCUCAGUCGCCAUGUUCUCUCAAGGUUUUAUGUUUAACGAUGACGAAAAACGGGAGUUAUAUCACAUGUUGUAUUACAACAAAGGAUAUUAUAGAGUCUUUGAAAAUUUGAAAGGAGAAUACUGUCAUUCGUUCUUUGGGUUACACUUAAAUGUGACGGAGAGGUGCGAGGUAACUGUCCCUCAUUGCGUGGACGAAUUUAAAGGGAUUUGCUAUCGGUGUGAGGACGGAUACUCGAAAUUGAGUAAUAACACGUGUGUUGUUAUUUCCGAAUGUAAACAGACGGAACGAGACUUUUGUGUGGAGUGUGAGAACGGGUAUUUGUUGGACGACGAGUGUCACCGAUGCGAUACACUCUUUGCGAAUUGCUCGACGUGUUCAGCGACGUCAUGUAAGAUAUGUUCCAAUGAUACAAUGCUGUCCAAAUCUUCCGACUCUGGGUUGUGUGUUUCGGACGUGUUGAGUACAAAGGUUUCCAAUUUAGGAAUAGUCUCAUGUUAUCCCGAGUACUUUUUAUUGGACAACGCGUGCGUCUUGUGCAGCAGUAAAUAUUCAAAUUGUAAGUUGUGCACACAGAACUCAUGCGAGAAAUGCUUCAAUGAAUAUGAAGUUGGUGUUGAUGGGUUAUGUCGAAAGAAAUGCACGGUGACUUCUGGAGACUAUGAGCAGUGUAGCAAAUGUGAGGAUGGAUAUUCAUUGAAUGAAGGUGGGAAGUGUGUCACAGACAUUCAAGGAUGUUCAAAAUACGGAGCAGAAGGGGAAUGCCUCAUGUGUUCGACAGAUCUGGUCUUGUCGUUUGACAAACAAAAGUGUAAUGUGAAUCGAACUGAGGACUGUGAAAUAUCAAAAGAGAGUCUCCACUGCGUGAGGUGUUGGAACCACACAUUCUUACAGUACGAAGACUGUUCUGAUUGCGAUUCUUCAUGCACAGCGUGUUUUGGCACUGACAAAACAUGUCUUUCUUGUAAUGAGACUUCAUUUGUAUCAAACCACACGUGUUAUCUGCACGAGUCGUUAAUUGGGAAGUGUCAAAUAUUCCACAAAUUAACAGGUGGGUGCGUGAAGUGCACGAAUGGGUAUUACCGGUUUGAGUUUCAAUGUGAGAAGUGUGACCCGGUCUGCGCGACGUGUGUGAAAUCCGGGAGUUGUAUAUUAUGUAACAGUGAACGAUAUAUGUCAUGUGAGUCGGUGUGUCGUUUGAAGAGUGAGAUUGUAGGGUGUGCGACCGAGAUAAGUAGUGAAAAUGGAUGCGAGAAGUGUCAAGAUGGGUAUUACAGUUCAUGUAAAGUCUGUUUGAAAUGUGAUGCACAAUGUUAUACAUGCACGAAACCGGGACGGUGUGACGGGUGUGCUUCGGACAAAGUGUUGAUAAACGGGGAGUGCGUUGACCAAAUUGAGAAGUGCACGACAAUCAACGGUUCCAAAUGUGUUUCGUGUGAUUUUUUAUACAAACCAUCAUCGAAUGGUACAAUAUGUGAGAAGAGGAGUUUGUGGUGGAUUUCACUUAUAGCGAUAUUCUUUGUCAUAUUAGUUGUUGGAGUUGUGGCGAUUAUUCUAUGGCAAGUUAUUGGGCGGAUUGCGUUCAUCCACGCUGUUGAGACGGAAGAGACGACGAAGAAAAAAGACUUGAUCUUUGAUAUCAAGAAGAGCAACAUUCAGAUGAAAGAAAAGAUCACGGAGAAUGUGGUGUGCGAUCGUAAGGAAAUAAUUUUUGCGAAAGAGCAAACAAAUGUGAACGAAGACUUUGAAAUUGAAGUUGACAACGAGUCGACAGAAAUGGUGCACAUUGCAAACGUCGGGAAUUAUGUUCAAAAGGUGCAAGUCAUUCCGAAGAUCAAUAGCGAGAAGUUCAAAAUAACCGUCUCACCCGAUUUCGCGUUGUUAAAGAAGAACAUGGCGUGCAAAUUCUCUGUAACGAUACAACCAUAUUGCUCGUGCCAUGUCACGACACAAAUUUUGAUAAUAGCAAAAUCGCUGAAAACGUGCAACGAAAAGAAAUUUCUGAUGAAUGUAGAAGCCAAAACAGUGCUUUCUUCGAAAUUGGACCCGGAAGAGAUCAAAGAAGAGUAUUUGAUAGCAGAAGGACCAUUUGGAACAGUCUAUUUGGCUACUUUCCGUGCUGCACAUGUGAUAGUCAAAAAGGUCAAAAAUGCCCAAAUGAAGGGCACUGAUCUUAGUGACUUUGAGAAUGAAGUUAAGAUGCUUGAAAAGUUUCGGUGUAAUUACAUCAUCACGUUUUUGGGAGCCGUGUUCAUCCCAUCGAAGACGUGCAUUGUCAUGGAAUACGCGAAGCAUGGAUCACUCCAAAAUUUGAUAGCGAAUGCGAAGAAAGAGGACAUCCAAUUUUUAUUGAAAGUCAAAUUCAUGGUGGACUCUGCGAAGGGAAUUGAGUACUUACACGAUAACGGAAUCUUACACAGAGAUAUUAAACCAGACAACAUCCUCAUUGUCUCCUUGUUGGACGAAGACAACGAACAAGUCAACGCGAAGUUGACCGACUUUGGGGCGUCGAGAAACAUCAACCGGAUGAUGACAAACAUGACGUUCACCAGAAAUGUAGGAACGCCAAAGUACAUGGCACCCGAAAUUUUGAACGGACUGAAAUACUCAAACAAAGCGGACAUAUUCUCGUUUGCUAUAACGAUGUACGAAUGCUUCACGUGGGGCGACGCCUUCGUCUCGUUCCCCAAUUUAUUCCCUUGGGACGUGGCUGGACUGAUCGCAAAAAACUACAGACCACCAUUAGAUAUUGUCGGAAACAAAAAGGUCGAAGAUAUCAUUGAAAGGGCCUGGGAUCAAGAGCAAAAAGACAGAGCUAACGUUGGGCUUGUCUUAUCUUCUUUAUUGUUAGUAAAUUGA